GAGAUGAACGGAGAUAGAGCGCGCUCUGGGGGAAUAAUCAACCUUCGUAGUUGUGGAUUUCUCUGAGCGGAAACAGCAAGUGGAAGGUUUUCGUUUUUGAUUUUUGGAUUCGUUUUUGUUUUUUCAAGGGUUUCUGUAAGUGGUUUUUUUUUUCUCUCUCUGGGAUCUGUUGAAGCUUUUACUUGGUUGUGGCCAUGGCGGAGCAUCACGACCACGAGCAUCAACACGAGGAGCCUAAAGGUGAGUCCUUGCUUGACAAGAUUACCGAGAAGAUUCACGCUCAUGAUUCCUCUUCUUCCGAUUCGGAUGAUGACAAGGGCGACACUUCUGCUUCUUUCAAAUCUAAGAUUUAUCGCCUCUUCGGUAGGGAAAGACCCGUCCACAAGGUUUUCGGCGGAGGAAAACCGGCUGAUAUCUUUCUAUGGAGAGACAAAAAGGUAUCCGGUGGAGUUCUAGGAGGAGCAACAGUCGCAUGGAUUUUGUUUGAGUUGCUUGAAUAUCACUUCCUGACCUUGAUUUGCCACAUUUUAAUGGCCGCUCUAGCAGUAGUGUUUUUGUGGUCAAAUGCUUCUUUUUUCAUUAACAAGUCUCUGCCGCACAUCCCUCAAGUUCACAUUCCAGAGGAGCCAGUUAAAGAGAUUGCCUCUGCUUUGAGAGUUGAGAUCAAUAGGGCCAUCGCUGUCUUGAGAGACAUUGCAUCAGGAAGGGAUCUGAAGAGCUUUCUUUAUGCAAUUGCUGGUUUGUGGGUUCUGUCCGUUGUGGGAAGCUGGUUCAACUUCCUAACCUUGCUAUAUAUUGGAGUUAUCUUGCUCUUCACCGUGCCUGUGUUCUACGAGAAAUACGACGACAAGGUGGACACAUUUGCAGAGAAGGCGAUGGCCGAGAUCAAGAAACAGUAUGUAGUAUUUGAUGCUAAGGUGCUUUCUAAAAUCCCAAGAGGACCACUGAAGGACAAAAAGAUUGCUUGAGAGAGAUGCCCGACUGUUGUGGUAGUAGCCCUGUCGUUUUUUUCUUCUUUUGAUCUAAAUAUGCACAUUUGGUGGUAGGCUUUUUUGUCAUUGGCGUUCUGAAGUUUCAUCCAUGGAAGAAUCUGUCUUUUAUACUUGUGUUCUCAUCAGUGGGUUGGCAAUGUGGAUUAAUUUGUGGAUUGCUGAUAAAAAUACACAUGAUUUUGCUACAGUUUUAAGGCCCUCUUUUACAUGUAAGCCUUUAGUGAAGCACAAAUUUUAGACUUGUUAUAAUCAAUAUUGAUAGGGGGUUUCACAUAUAAAGUGAGUGUUUCAUUCU
Molecule: messenger RNA, 1287 nt
Organism: Benincasa hispida (wax gourd)
Lineage: Eukaryota; Viridiplantae; Streptophyta; Magnoliopsida; Cucurbitales; Cucurbitaceae
Product: reticulon-like protein B3
Biological process (GO): response to bacterium
Source: RefSeq, a predicted model, not a curated record